Molecule: messenger RNA, 2548 nt
Organism: Sus scrofa (pig)
Lineage: Eukaryota; Metazoa; Chordata; Mammalia; Artiodactyla; Suidae
Gene: CBX4
Product: chromobox 4
Biological process (GO): negative regulation of transcription by RNA polymerase II; protein sumoylation
Cellular component (GO): PRC1 complex
Molecular function (GO): SUMO binding; SUMO ligase activity
Source: RefSeq, a predicted model, not a curated record
GGCGGCGGCGGCGGCGCGGGCGGCGGGGGCGCCUCGGCCGGGGCGGCAGCGGGGCGCCGGCGGGAGCCAGCAGCGUCUGCAGCCGCGCUGGCCGCCCGCGCCCCGGCGCGCUCCGGCUCGGCCAUGGAGCUGCCAGCUGUUGGCGAGCACGUCUUCGCGGUGGAGAGCAUCGAGAAGAAGCGGAUCCGCAAGGGCAGAGUGGAGUAUCUGGUGAAAUGGAGAGGCUGGUCCCCCAAAUAUAACACGUGGGAACCCGAGGAGAACAUCCUGGAUCCCCGGCUGCUCAUCGCCUUCCAGAACAGGGAACGGCAGGAGCAGCUAAUGGGAUAUCGGAAGAGAGGGCCGAAGCCCAAACCGCUGGUGGUGCAGGUACCUACCUUUGCGCGUCGUUCCAAUGUGCUGACGGGACUCCAGGAUUCCUCUGCAGACAACCGCGCCAAGCUGGAGCUGGGCAGUCAGGGCAAGGGCCAGGGGCACCAGUACGAGCUCAACAGCAAGAAGCAUCACCAGUACCAGCCGCACAGCAAAGAGCGGGCAGGCAAGCCCCCACCACCUGGCAAAAGCGGCAAAUACUACUACCAGCUCAACAGCAAGAAGCACCACCCCUACCAGCCUGACCCCAAAAUGUAUGACCUGCAGUACCAGGGCGGCCACAAGGAGGCGCCCAGCCCCACCUGCCCGGACCUAGGCGCCAAGAGCCACCCGUCCGAUAAGUGGGCCCACGGCGGGGGGGCCAAGGGCUACCUGGGAGCUGUCAAGCCCCUGGCUGGUGCGGCCGGGGCACCAGGCAAGGGCCCUGAGAAGGGUCCCCCCAAUGGGAUGACGCCGGCCCCCAAAGAGGCGGUGACGGGCAACGGUAUUGGGGGCAAGAUGAAGAUCGUCAAGAACAAGAACAAGAAUGGGCGCAUCGUGAUCGUAAUGAGCAAGUACAUGGAGAACGGCAUGCAGGCCGUGAAGAUCAAAUCCGGUGAGGCGGCGGAGGGCGAGGCGCGCUCCCCCAGCCACAAGAAACGGGCUGCCGAGGAGCGUCACCCUCCCGCCGAAAGGACUUUCAAAAAGGCCGCGGGGGCAGAGGAGAAGAAGACCGAAGCGCCCUCCAAGAGGAGGGAGGAGGAGGCGCCGGGGGCCGGGGACCCGCAGCCCCAGGAGGCCGGCUCCCGCAAGCUCUCCCCGACCAAGGAGGCCUUCGGCGACCAGCCCCUACAGCUCACCACCAAGCCCGACCUGCUGGCCUGGGACCCGGCCCGCAGCACACACCCGCCCUCCCAUCACCACCACCAUCACCAUCACCACCACGCCGUCGAUCUGAAUCUCUCCCACGCGCGUAAGCGCUGCCUCUCGGAGACACACGGCGAGCGAGAGCCCUGCAAGAAGCGCCUUACUGCGCGCAGCAUCAGCACCCCCACCUGCCUGGGGGGCAGCCCAGCUGCCGAGCGCCCCGCAGACGUGCCCCCAGCCGCCGUCCUCCCGCAGCCGGAGGUCAUCCUGCUGGACUCAGACCUGGACGAGCCCAUAGACUUGCGCUGCGUCAAGACGCGCGGCGAGGCCGGGGAGCCGCCCAGCACCCUCCAAGUGAAGCCUGAGGCCCCCGCGACCCCUGCAGUGGCAGCUGCGCCGGCAACAGCGGCAGAAAAGCCUCCGGCUGAGGCCCAGGACGAGCCCGAGGAGCCACUGAGCGAGUUCAAGCCCUUCUUUGGGAAUAUAAUUAUCACCGACGUCACCGCGAACUGCCUCACCGUCACGUUCAAAGAAUACGUGACGGUGUAGCGAAAGGGCCUCGAAAGGGAAAGCGCCGAACCCGCCAGGGCUUAGCACCUGGGGCCUGGGGGCGGACUCCUCCUCUCUCCAACUGCGAGAGUUCCCGGCCCGGCCCCAGCGCGAAAACGCCGGAAGCCGCGGCAACCGCGUCCCUCCGUCGGGUCCCGGCUGGGGCGCCCGGCCGGCGCUGGCACCGUCCACGCCGUGCCUGCGGGUCUCGCCCACCCAUCUGCCCCCAUCCCCUCUCUCGUGGACCUCCGGGACUGACAGGGCAGCCACUUGCAGAGGUCUCAGAGUUAUAGUAUUAUAUUUUAACCGUGCUAACUUGUCAAGUGCAGACUUUACUCCCGUUUGUACGUGGUGUUAUUAUUGAAAUGUAUUGUUUGAGCUCAAAAGGCCCACCAACCCCUUCGGGCUGAUAUAUAUAUAUUUAUUUGUAGGUAUUUAUAUAUUGAAAUAUAAAAACCUAGAUUUAUGGAGUUUCCUCUAGAUCAUGUUAUAUUCUAUAUCAAACAAACUAUUUUCUGUUGACCUUUCUACCCGUUCAUUCAGUAUUUCGGUUUAUUUCAUUUCUUCUCCUUCCAGGAACUGCAAUACCAGUAACCUUGGUAUAUAUUUUUUGAUACUGUACACAUGGAUGUGUUGUUUCUAUGUGCAAAAAAAAAAAAAAAGUUUGUUAAAAGGCUAAACGAGCUCUCUAGAAACUGCUGCUACUAGAAAUGUCUAAACUAUAAGCUUCCAAUUAUUACCUGCUUGAAUGUAAAUAUUAAAUGGAGAUGUUGAAGGUGCA